This is a messenger RNA of Nerophis ophidion (straightnose pipefish), 1618 nucleotides long. It is a transcript of the gene tbl2, whose product is annotated as transducin beta like 2. Lineage: Eukaryota; Metazoa; Chordata; Actinopteri; Syngnathiformes; Syngnathidae. Gene Ontology annotation, cellular component: endoplasmic reticulum. Bases 58 to 1386 code for a protein of 442 amino acids. The record is from RefSeq and is a predicted model, not a curated record. Gene Ontology annotation, molecular function: protein binding. Gene Ontology annotation, biological process: endoplasmic reticulum unfolded protein response. The transcript is spliced from 6 exons.
UAAAAAGCUCGUUGGCGGUUGGAAUCAAAUUACGUGGCAGAAAGAAAGUGCAGAGAGAUGGAGAUGGUCGCCUUGGUCGCGUUGACUUUGUUGUUGGGCGCUCUGGUGGUUCUGGUGGCGUUCGCCGUGGGGAAAAGGAAAGAAGAACUACGAGAGGAAGCGGAGCAGACCAGCGAGUUUGCCGCUGAAGUCAACGUCACAAAGAGUGUUGCGGCAAAGAAACAAAAGCAGGACAAGCAGCAGCGCAGUCGUAAAGACAAGCCUUCACAGCACAACUUCAGCCAUCCACUGUUGGCCGCCUCACUGAAGGGCCACAGCGGCAAUGUGACGUGCCUGGAUUUCAGCAGCAACGGCAAGUACUUGGCGUCCUGUGCCGACGACCGCACCGUGCGGAUCUGGAGCACCAAAGACUUCCUUGAGCGAGAGCACAAGUGUAUGCGGGCCAAUGUGGACCUGGACCACGCCACGCUGGUCCGUUUCAGCCCGGACUCCAAGGCCUUUAUCACCUGGCUCGCCAACGGGGACACGAUCCGAGUCUUCAAGAUGAGCCGGAAGGAGGACGGCUCCAUGAGCUUCAAAGGGGCCGCCGAGGACUUCCCGCCCAAACACAAGGCCUGCAUCCUCAACAUCGGCAUCGCAGAGACCGGCACGUUCAUCAUGAGCGCCUCAUCCGACACCAACAUUAACAUCUGGGACCUGAAAGGAGAAUUACUGGCCUCCAUCAACACCAACCAGAUGACCAAUUCCUACGCCGCUGUUUCCCCGUGUGGCAGGUUUGUGGCGUCUUGCGGCUUCACGCCUGACGUCAAAGUGUGGGAGGUGUGUUUCGGCAAGACGGGCGAGUUCAAAGAGGUGGCGCGAGCCUUUGAGCUGAAGGGACACUCGGCAGGAGUCCACGCGUUUGCCUUCUCCAAUGACUCUCAAAGAAUGCUGACCGUGUCCAAAGACGGGACGUGGAAGCUGUGGAACACGAACGUGGAGUACAAAAAGCAGCAGGACCCUUACCUCCUCAGAACCGUUCCAUGCAAGUCGUCGGAGGGCAGCCGAGCGGCGUUGUCCCCCGACGGCCGGGUGGCGGCCAUCAGCGACGGCUGCAACGUGACCAUGUACAGCGCCUCCACCGGGCAGCAGGAGGAGCUGCUGCUCGGCGUGCACAGCGAGGAGAUCACGGACCUCCGGUUCGACGUCAGCGGCCGCUUCCUGGCGUGCAGCGGCGACAAAGCCAUCCGAGUGUUUCACAACGCCCCCGGUUACCGGGCGGCCAUCAGUGACAUGCGGGACAUGCUGAAGAAGGCGCAGAACGAGGCCAUGAAGCAGAGGCUGCAUCAGCAGAUCACGGACGCUCAGAACGCCCUGGACGCCGUGCUGGCUGCUCCUGUUCAAUGACUGAUGCUUUUGAACGCCCCCUGUCGCACUCUGUUUGCUGGGAGGGAAAUGAAAUUUUAACAAGAGGAUCUUUUUAUGGAAAGAUGAAAUGUUUGAAAUGAAUUCCCUUCAAUCACAGUUAAAUUUUUUGGCGUAACCCUUAAAUUGGAUCUGUGUUUGCCAUAUGAGAGGAGCAAUGUUUCUGCACACUUUUAAUGAAUAAAAUUGCUGAAAAAUAAAGCACAUAAACCAA